This is a messenger RNA of Mus pahari (shrew mouse), 2397 nucleotides long. RefSeq names its product family with sequence similarity 107 member A (gene Fam107a). Lineage: Eukaryota; Metazoa; Chordata; Mammalia; Rodentia; Muridae. The record is from RefSeq and is a predicted model, not a curated record. The transcript is spliced from 4 exons. Gene Ontology annotation, biological process: actin filament polymerization; regulation of actin cytoskeleton organization; actin filament bundle assembly. Gene Ontology annotation, cellular component: synapse; stress fiber; neuron projection. The coding region runs from base 394 to 828 and encodes 144 amino acids.
GUGAAAUAACGGUUUCUAUAGCAACAGUUCUUUUUUAUUGAUAUCAGAAUAAAUGGGAGUGCAAAAGUGCCUCCCAUCUUGGGGGUUUAAGGCCCGCCCUUUGGGGGCGGCUGCCUCAGCCAUCUAGGACCUGCUUAGCACUCUCUAAGUCUGAGACCUGCAGAGGAGCUAGCAGCCGGGGCACUACAGAGGAGCUCACAGCCCAGGACCUGCAGAGAAGUAAGGCUCGGAUCUGUUCUGCUUCACAUCUACGCUGUGAUCCAUGCUGUUAGGCUGAGCGUGUUCCAGGAGAAAGUGGAGGAAAGGAGAAUGACUAAGAGCAUCAGAGAAAGCUGUCUCAGCAACUGAACCCUUCAAAGUGUGGGUACUGGGACCCUGCCUCACCAAGCAUCCAUGUACUCAGAGAUCCAGAGGGAGCGGGCUGACAUCGAGGGACUCAUGGCCCGGCCAGAGUACAGAGAGUGGAAUUCAGAGCUCAUCAAACCCAAGAAGCUGCUGAACCCUGUGAAGGCUUCUCGGAGCCAUCAGGAGCUGCACCGUGAGCUGCUUAUGAACCACAAAAGGGGCCUGGGUAUGGACAGCAAGCCUGAGCUGCAGCGGGUCCUAGAGCACCGUCGCAGGAAUCAGCUGAUCAAAAAGAAGGAGGAGGAGCUGGAGGCCAAGCGGAUGCAGUGCCCCUUCAAGCAGGAGCUGCUGAGAAGGCAGCAGAGACUGAACCAGCUGGAAAACCCACCACAGAGAGACGAGGACCACGCCCCCGAGUUCAUCAAAGUCCGGGAAAACCUGCGCAGAAUCACCACACUGACCAGCGAGGAGAGAGCUCUGUAGAGCUGCCUCCACCCAGCUCCUGCCACUCAAUCUGGCCCAGCCCUCCUCCAGCCGGUCAGAACCUGAGGACCAUAGCCACAAUGCUGCCAGGCACACCUGAAAGACCAGCUACCCCUGGGAAGCAGGAGACCCCCACACACAUCCCCACAGGAAGGUCCGUGGACUUUUCCUUUUGAGCACCUAGCCUUCCUGCACCAGAGAGGAAGCCACUGCCAGGAAAACCCUCCAAAGGUGCCAUCCCUGAGCUGACUCACUGAGAUUUCCCUAGCAGAAGCGAGGAAGAGGGCCAGGUGUCCCUCCAUUCUGCCUCAGUUGCCCAAGCCCAAUAAGGCCUAUUUCUUGGAGCAUCUCAGCUCCUAGUGUUGGGAACAGCUCAACUCUGGCUCAGGCUGAGGCCAAGGACACCUGUUUUAGUAAUCACAGGGCAAGCAAAGAAGGCACCAGAUGUUUGUAGCAAGGAAGGGCAUGGGAGGCGACAGCAGGCAGGGCCAGGUAGGAAGGGUCCCAAGUAAAGCAGCAUUAGAUCUUGCCAGCUUGCCUCAUGGUUUGGCUUUUAAUGCUCCUCCCCACUGCCCGCCCUAAAUUACUAACUACACCUCACCUCAGAGCUCUGGCUUCCAGCCUAGAACAGCACAGUGCCAAGUUUACUAUGUACACAAAUCAGAGAGUCUUGUGAACAGUCCCUGGAAGCUACAUGUCUAUCACACUCCCGGAGGUGGUCCUGGACGUGGGUUUGAACAUAUAACUAGGCUGACGCGCCCAAGAGUGGUAUAUUAGAAAUAGCCAACUCUCUUGGCUCCCUGGCCUGGAGGUUCCCAGUGCCUCCUCUGAAGCCCCCAAAUUCUUCAUUCACUAUCCAUAGUGUUCCCACCACACACACACACACACACACACACACACGCAGAAACCCUUGGCCUGGUCAGGGAAUUAUAACCGCCAAUCUUCAUUUCUUACUGGUAUAAAAAUACUAUCAUACAAUUCUAGCCAAAAAGAAGGGGGUAAGAACCUUAGCUUUCUACAGCUUUUUGGAAAGCAACUAUACAAUGAUUUCCUCUGGAACAAUAUAUAUGCUAUUUUGAAGACCCCACUGCCAUGGUGAUGGCAUAAACUCUUAGGUCAAUAUUGCCAGCGCUGUCACCUGAGACCCUGCCCCUCCCUCCCCUCAGUCUGGGUCCUCCCCACCCAUUCUUCUUCCUAAAAAACCCCUUUCUCUGUGACACCCGAAUACUUGAAUCUUUUUGCUCCUAUGCCAUUUUUGAAGAUCUACAGAGUAAGCCGGGCCAGACUCCUUUCCCCUGAAGAAUGAAAUCCACGACUCACCUUUGCAGAUGGGAUGAGUACUUCCAGACAAGCAGAAGUUCUCACGCCCCAGAGCACAGAUUUCCCUGCUGGGGCACCAGUGGCUCUGCCUCCCGGAAAUGAUGGUGGGAUGGCCAGCAGGUUCUGACAGGGAAUGGAAAUUUAUCUCUUCCUUAGGGAUGCUGCCUGCAUGAAUGUGCAACACACAAACACCGUGUGUGUGUGUGUGUGUGUGUGUGUGUGUGUGUGUGUGUGUGGUGUGUUCUAACU